Molecule: messenger RNA, 1960 nt
Organism: Daldinia caldariorum
Lineage: Eukaryota; Fungi; Ascomycota; Sordariomycetes; Xylariales; Hypoxylaceae
Exons: 1
Coding region: 237-1637 (466 amino acids)
Source: RefSeq, a predicted model, not a curated record
UAGACAUCGUCAAAUGAAUUAUUCAGCCUAGUAGCAACUUGAGCUUUAUCAUCUACGUCUUGUUUAGUUUACAUGUUUGGCUGUUUACAUGAAGUGUUUUCCCAUAGAGACAAACCAGCUGUGAAUAUCAACCUAAAAGAAAAGAAAAAAAAUUAAUAAUAAAGAAAGGAAGAAAGGCGAGAAUUAUUAUCGCGUUUGAAUUCGCAGCUUGGAAUUUUAAUUUUCUCUUAUUCAAGAUGGAUCGGAUACCACCCGAGAUACUCCUACAUGUUUUCGAGUUCCUCGAUAAUCCGGCUCCGUCUCAAGUACGACUUCGCGACCAGCCGAGCGACGAUAUGCUGGAUGCUGAGUCGUUAUAUUCACAACCCCUCAAGACUUCAUCCUUCGUUUGUAAAGCUUGGCGGUCUCUUGUACUCCCUAGCCUAUUUCGUCAUAUCUUAUGGAGGCCUAAGAUAUCCUCGCUCAGCGCUUUCACAUUAAAUCCGAUACCACUUCUGCGCUUCCUGGAAGACAAUCAGCUUGACCACAGUGUCACCACUUUCACUAUGAUCGUCGACUUCGUAGACAAGGAUGCCGGUGCCAAGCAAAUUACUCCUGAGAUACGCUCCGUCGAUCUAGAAUGGUUAUGGGACCAGCUGUUUUCCGUCAUCGAUCCUCUGAGGUUCACCAUGAUUGCUCCUCCCACUACUCUAGCUUCGUUCUUAUCUCGGAUGCUCUUCUUAGAUGACGCCUGGUCGUUUAGCAUCCCAUAUCACAUCCUCUCGCUCGCCCGAGCCACUAGAGACUCCCGCGGAAAAUCAAGUACGCAUACGGAAUCACAUAUUCCAGACUCGCCCCUGCGACAUCAUUCUUCUGCGACAGCAACCCCGGGGGCUUCGGCACGUCCCUCGGCUACCUCCUGCUCGGCACGCUAUAGAAGGCCACCGCCGUGCCCUCUUUUCACCGUUCGUCCCUGGACCUCGCUGCUCCUGAACGAAGGUUCGUCUACUAAAGUUUACAGAACGUAUGAGUUCUUUCUGCGACGGCCACCAUCCAUGCUUGGCGCCCUCCUCGGAUGCGAAGAAUACCCUAACGACAGUCCACUUAUACCACCUACUAUUUUUGACUUUAAUUAUAUAGCAAUUUUCCCCCUAUCUUCUCACUUUGAAAUUCUGCUCCAGAACCUACCCAGACUUGACCGUCUCUUUGUGCAGUUGACCCCCAGGCCUGAAAACCGGAUCUUAGAGGAGGAAGAUGGGAUGAAACAUAUCGACCCAGCCGACCCCGCGGUGUGUCCACGAAAUUGGGCGUUGCUACGGGUUUUUGAGAGCGGCGACUCGGCAGAUCAUGAAGUUUGGGAUAUGGCUGUGGAAUCUAUCGAGCGCAGCGGGGCUCGAGGGUGGAAGGUAGAACGCCCUGUGGUUCUUGUCAAAGAGGACGAACAGGGGAACAAUCCUGACUUAGACCGGGAGAUUGACGGCCAUAUUGGACUACCAACCUCCUCUGCGAAGCCAACUUUGUCAGUGUAUUUUUUUUUUUUUUUUCAUUUCUCAAGACUUCACCCACAAGCACAUUCAUCAUUACUCGCCAUGAACCACUCAGAGAUGGCAAGAUUGCCAAUGUGUAGAGCGCGGUUGUUUCGGACAACUUUGGUGUAAAUCUCCCUAUAUGCGCUCCGAUAGCAAGACGAUGUUCAACGAAACCAGAGCGGUUAAACUUUUAAACACCGAUAGGUAUGCGUAUAGUCUGCUGAUAAAACACAAGUCAGGGAUCGCUAAGGCGAUUUGCCUUUAAUGGUGUCGCUUGUGUGCCGUUCUCAAGCUUACGGUUGUAUACGCACGACGAUCAGCCGCCAUCCAUCUACGGAGGAGAUCAAUGAUCGUCUUUUCCCCGGGGCUCGAAAUCGGAUAACAAAUAGCAAAUACCUCACUUCACGCAUAGAAAUAUUUCAUGGCUACUUUUUUUUUUUUUUUUUUUUUUU